UGUAAUCAAAAAUUCUUAACCUCUCGCUUUAGUAAAAAUAAAAUAGGGGUUGUAGUUGAGUCGAUGAAGCUGCAUGGUUACAAAUUUUCACGAAGCAGGACAUACUGUUCUCGUCGGAAACGCGACACGGCGACGCUGGGGGAUGCAGUAUGUAGUGGCGUGGGAAUCAAGGUAGCUUGACGACAAAUGUAUUCCAUGACAUGGCCUGUCCGUCUCCUCGGUCUGGAGGCCCCGCCCACCACCGCGCUACGGCCGCGUCCUACUGCGGUCACCGCGGUUUGAUCAAGCCCCCCUCCCUCCCCCUCUGUCCCUCCCUCGGCGGAGGGCUUUGAGGCCCUCCUCUGGCCGAACCGCAGCAGUUGAGCGCUCAUCCGAGCGGAGUUUGAUGACUGCCGUAGCCGAGCCAUCACUCGGGGAGGGAGCGCCCUCUACGACGCCCCGCCCGCCCUAGGGCCCGCCCCCGCCACACUCCGGGGCCGUAACUAGCCGUGACUCCCCCGCGGACCGCGCCGCACGAGCCACCCCCCACCCCGUCGAGGACACUACGCUAUGGUCCUGGGCCUCCUAAGUCGCGUCCCGGGCACCCGCGCCCUUUGCGGAUGUGCCCAUGUGAGGUUGGUUUCUGCCUCCGUCCGUGCCGACACUAGAGGGAGAGCCCCCCUUCUUCCUGGCCUGAAACGGGUUUGCCCGCACAGCGACUUCCCCCCGCCCGUCCCCUUGCUGUUCCGGCCGGGGUCCUCAUUGCCGCCCAGCUAUUCUGGCGCGGCGCAGGACGCGGACAGUAAAUCUUCUCCCGGCGUCUGCCUGUACAGCGGGAGCAUAUGCAACGUAAACGCCGCUUUCACCACCCCCCUCCCCCCUCCCCCCUCCUCCUUCCUCUUCUCCCUCCUGAGUGACGGACGUUCAGCAGCGGGAAUACUGCCCUGCCCGCCCUGUCAAUCGAUCGGGACGACGCCUUGUUUGUUUGGGUUUUCGCGAGUCAAUCUCGAGACGGCAUAACUAGCGGUGGCGCGUCUGUAGGUGACUAGCCAUGAUGCUGGAGAAACAGCUCCUCCGCGUGCGCGCCGCCCUCAACGGCCGCUUCCACUGCGGCCGCGUACGGCCCCGCGGCCCGGCCGCGUGCCAGCGCAAAGGGAGCUGGGGCCGCAGCGCGUCGCGCCACAGCGGCGAUUCGGAGCCGGGGCCGGGCGACGCGGAGGAGGCGACGGGGGACCCGACGACGCCGACCGGCUCCAAGUCCGGGUCCGGCACCGAGGGGGACGCUGCCGAUGAGCAGGGCCCGCCGCCGUCCGCUCGACCGAGCAGGGCGGGCUCCCAGGGCGCGGCCAGGGGCGCCGCCGGCGCCGCCAAGACCGGCGCGCAGACGCCGACGGGGACCCGGCCGCCGCUGGACGCGGUCCUGAGGCUGAAGCAGGGGGUCGCCGUCGAGGACAUGGCGGCCGAGACCAACGAAGACGAGUCGGCGACGAGACUGACCAAGAGAAUGGUGAGUAUGUGAGGCCGCUGCUGGGGU
Molecule: messenger RNA, 1513 nt
Organism: Frankliniella occidentalis (western flower thrips)
Lineage: Eukaryota; Metazoa; Arthropoda; Insecta; Thysanoptera; Thripidae
Exons: 2
Coding region: 1031-1498 (155 amino acids)
Source: RefSeq, a predicted model, not a curated record